GCUAAGGGUGAGCAUCCAAGUUUUCUUACAUUAAAGGUGCUGAAGGGGGGUCAAGCACUUCAGGGAUACCAUCAGCCCAGAGGAAUCAGGCCAAUAUGUUCAAGAGCAGUUACCUGCACGAGGUCCGCAAGGAGAAAUAUGAGCGCUCAGAUGUCUUUGAUGAAACAGAGGACUCUGAAACCCCUGCAGGUAUCUCAGCCAUCCAGGGCUGGGAGAGCCUUCAGGAGCUCAAUAGCCGCUUUGCCCGGUACAUUAACAGGGCCCGAGUGCUUGAGCAGCGUAACGCUGUGUUCCGCAAGCAGCUAGAGACACUGCAGCGGAUGGAGGAGACCAGUGGACUGGAGGAGACCUUCACAGAGCAGAUUAAAAUCAACACUCAGAGAAUCAGAGAGCUGAGCUCUGACCAUGCCAAACUGGAGCGGGAGCUGAGGGAGGCUUGCCGCAUGCUGGAUGACUUUACAAACAAAUACAAAAGUGAAUGUGAAUACCAAGAGCGUCUGCGUGACACUUUGGAACAGUUAAACAAGGAGGCUGACAGUGCUCUGCUAAAGAAUCUGGAAUAUCAAAUCCAGUCUCAGUUCCUUCAGGAUGACAUCAAUUCCACUAGAGAUAGACAUAAGAAGAACCUUGCAGAGAUCCAAACCUAUGUAAACAUUUUGCAACAAAUAAAUCAGACACUUCCUCUUGUUCCUAAUGUGUCAGCUGGCAUCUCUGAGGAGCAGGAGAAGCUUCUUGCCCAAAGGAAGUUACCAGGGCUGCAGACUCAACUGGAGGAGUACAAGAGCGCCCUCUGUCAGCUGCAAGUUCAAAAGCAACGCCUACAGAGUGAGACUGCAAUGCUGGAGCAAACCAUAAAAAGCACGCAGGAGAAUUAUGAUGAUGAGAUCCAGGGAUACAAUGAGAAAAUUGAAUCCCUGCGGAAGGAGAUUGAGGAAGCAGAGAAAUCACUGGAAAAGUACACUAGUGAAUGUCGUCACCUAGCCAUGUAUCAGACUUCUCUAGAGAAUGAGCUGGAGCGAUACAAGAGGAUCAUUGAGAAUGAGGAUAACAGGUUGAAUUCUGCCAUAAUUGGCACUCCCAUUACCCUGUUUACCACUAAUUAUCGCUACACUCACACACCCAGCGCAUCCAGCAGGGGGAGAGAUAUCACCCAGGCUAUCCAAGAUAUUACAAACAUGAAGCCCAGACAGAAGGUUCUGGCUAAAAAGGUUUUGAAGAAGAAAGAGCUGACCCCAAAAGAUGUCAUAGAAAGUGGGCAGGAGGAGAGAAAUGUUGGAGAGGGUGAAGAUGAAGAAUCUAAGGAGGUCUCAUUUGGGGAAGUGCAUGAGGAUAAGGUAAAAGAAGAAGAGAAGAGGCUUGUGUUCACUGGAGUGUCUCCACAGGAUGUCCCAGAUGGAGCUCAGAUAAGCAAAGCCUUUGACACUCUUUGCAAUAUUGUCAGAGACAGAAUGAGAAAGUACAAGAGGCCUGAGCCAAUCGCUGAUUUCUACACCAAAGGUCGCUAUGUCCUUGUUACUGGCGAUGGCAGCUACUUGGAUCCUUGCUUCUAUACCUCCACUCCUUCAGCUGGCCGCAUCUUUGUCACUAUCAGAGAUGGAAUGAUGUAUCCUUAUGAGCCUCACGGACGCAGAACACCCUCUCCUCCACCCUCUCUGCCCAUGGUAGACCCCAGGCCUCCUAGUCCCACCCUGCCCCCUAAUCAUGGAGAAGAUAACAUCAGUGGAAAAGCUAAAGAUGGAGGAGGAAAGGGUAAAUUCAAUAACGGAGAGCCCUCCUCAAAAGACCCAAACCCAUUGUCUCCACCAUCUGACCCAAACCCCCAAGAUCCCACCCCUGGGAACAACAGGUCCAAAAAAAAUGGAGAUAACAAAGGUCCAACUCCAAAGCCUGCACCUCGUGGUACUAGCACUUCUAGUUCAGGUUCCAGCACCACCAGUUCUGGAAGCUACACCCCAGACACCAUGAGCUAUGAAAAGGUGGAGGUAUUGGAGUCUGUGGAAAAGUUCUCGAAUGAUCGCAAAGUCAGAGGUUAUGAGGAAACAUCCAUGGUGGUGGAGACCAUGAUUGAAAAGUCUAGCAAGAAGAAACACUGAAACAAUCCAUCAAUUUCUUUCUAAUACAAAUG
This is a messenger RNA of Cyprinodon variegatus (sheepshead minnow), 2125 nucleotides long. It is a transcript of the gene bfsp1, whose product is annotated as beaded filament structural protein 1. Gene Ontology annotation, biological process: lens fiber cell development. The transcript has 8 exons. Lineage: Eukaryota; Metazoa; Chordata; Actinopteri; Cyprinodontiformes; Cyprinodontidae. The record is from RefSeq and is a predicted model, not a curated record. Bases 96 to 2093 code for a protein of 665 amino acids. Gene Ontology annotation, cellular component: cytoplasm; intermediate filament. Gene Ontology annotation, molecular function: structural constituent of eye lens.